UUAGCCCGGGAGAAAGUGAGCGGCCGGCUGGCGCGAGGCAGGAGCGGGCAGGCGCGCGGGCUCUGCGGCUCCCGCGGCACCAUGAGCGCUGCCGGGCCUGGGCCCGGGCCCAGCCUGCAGCCGCUGCUGGAGACGCUGGAGGACGCGGCUGCGCCCGCGGGGGAGCUCACCGACGCGCUCCUCACCCUCGUCAAUCGCCUAACUGGUGAGGCAGGAAAAGAAUUCACUGCAGACGUUAGGAAACACUUUCCUCGGCUGUGUAAAGUAUUUAAGGCACACAUUUCUAGUGAAAACUCAGAGCUGUGUAGUGCAGCAUUACAAGCUUUAGGAUUCUGCGUGUUUAACUCGAAGAUUACAUCUGAAUUAUCUGCAACUGAAAUGCAAGAAUUACUUUCAACAGUGAGCAGUAUUGCUCUAAAAACCUCAGACAAAAACACUCGCACUCGAGCACUUUGGGUGAUCUCUAAGCAGACAUUUCCUUCUGAAAUUGUUGGGAAGGAGGUGCCCAGUAUCAUUUCUACACUAGAAAUGAUACUUACUAAAGGAGAUGUACAUUCCAUGGUUGUUGAAUAUGAAGCACUAAAUGUUAUUAUACGUCUAAUGGAACAGGCUCCAACUCAAAUGGGAGAAGAGGCUGUGAGGUGGGCAAAGCUGAUCAUUCCUUUGGUUGUCCAUUCGGCUCAUAAGGUGCAAUUGCGAGGUGCAGCUGCAUUGGAGAUGGGUAUGCCAUUGUUACUUCAGAAACAACAAGAAGUGGCAGCCAUCACUGAACAUCUUAUGUCUACUAAGCUAAUUUCAGAACUGCAAAAAUUAUUCUCAACAAAGAAUGAGACCUAUGUGCUGAAACUGUGGCCUUUAUUUGUCAAGCUACUUGGAAAGACACUUCAUCGUAGUGGCAGUUUUAUCAACUCAUUGUUGCAACUGGAAGAACUUGGAUUCCGUAGUGGAUCACCAGUGGUAAAGAAAAUAGCCUUCAUUGCAUGGAAGAGUCUGAUAGAUAAUUUUGCUCUGAAUCCAGAUAUAUUGUGCAGUGCAAAAAGGCUGAAAUUGCUAAUGCAGCCGUUGAGCUCUAUCCAUGUGAGAACAGAGGCUUUGGCAUUGACGAAACUGGAGGUUUGGUGGUAUUUACUGGUGAGACUUGGACCUCAGCUGCCUGCCAACUUUGAACAGGUUUGUGUUCCAUUAAUCCAAAGCACUUUAAGUCCAGAUUCUUCUGCUAUACUUCAAGGAACUCUUUCCCGUGCAUCAGCCACUGCAGCACCUACACAGAAAUCAGGUUCUUAUUCAUUUGGAAGUCCAGGCACCCCACGGCUUAAUUUCAACUCCAGCAUAGCAGGAAUGUUGGUGAUUCCCUCCAUUCAGCUCUUGGGAAUUGAAAUGCUGCUUCACUUCUUGAUGGGGCCAGAUGUUUUGACUUUUGCCCAGCAAAGCAAACUUGUACUUAGUCUAGAGCCUCUCCAGUAUCCACUGAUCAGUAGCCCUUCCUUUUUUUGUAAGCAUGCAAGCACGCUUAUAAAUGCAGUUCAGGAUGGCUUCAUUGCAAUUGGAAAAGAAGUUCCUGAUGCCAUGCUGAAUGUUGUCUGGAAGGAUAUGAUCAGUUAUGUGAAGGUAGCUAUUGAGUCAGGCCAUAAAAAGGAGAGACAGGGUUCAGAAGUGUUAACAAUAUUGCUUCAAGCCUUAAAGAACAUAGUUGAAUCAACUGCACUUCCUGUCCAGAAAACAUUGUCCCUUAUAGAAAUUACAAUUAAGGAAUUGCCUCCAAAAGUGUUGGGAUCACCAGCAUACCAGAUUGCUGAUAUGGAUCUUUUAAAUGGGACUCCAGCUUUGUUCUUAAUUCAACUGCCUUUCCGUACUAAUCUUUUGGAAUGGUGUGUAACAGAAGAGAGGUUCUUCACAAAUCUAGAAAUCCUUGUGAGUUGUGUUUUAUCUGGUCCUACAUCUCCUUUGGCAUUCAGUGAAUCUGUGUUCAGCAUCAUUAAUGAAAGUGCAAAACAGGUGGAAAAUAAGGAGCAUCUCUGGAGAAUAUGGAGUAUUGUAGUUAACCCACUAACUGAAUGGAUUAAUAAGAGUAAUGAAGUAAAUCAGGGUGAUGCACUGGAACACAACUUUAAUGCUGUUUAUAAUGCAUUAUUGCUACCUAUAAGUCAUAUAUUCCCUGUUCAGGAAUUUCCCCAGCCCACUAUGAAGUCUCUGUUGCGUACCUGGUCAGACUUAUAUAGAGUAUUUGCCCGCUGUGCAUCUUUAGUGGCAACAGCAGAAGAAAACUUGUGCUGUGAAGAACUUUCUGCCAAAAUAAUAGCUGGACUAGAACAUAAAGAUAUAAAUAGUUUCUCAAUGGUGGAUAGCCUCACGCACAUCAUAUCAGUUAUGGUGGACUGCAUCAAUUUUGCACCAUAUGGUACUAAAUAUCAGCCGAAAAACAGAUCUCCACAGACACCAACAGAUUGGUCUAAGAAGAAAAGGGAGCCACUUGGAAAGCUUGCCUCCUUAUUUAAACUUCUAGUGAUGUUGGUAAACUCUUUCCAUGUGCUCAGUUCCAAAGAGAUCAACUCAGAAUCAUUAAUCUCUGUUGGCAGUUCAAUUAUUGCUGUUCUUCACAACGUUAUCAGCCAUGUUUCUUUGCCAUCAGUGAUCAGAACUAUGUUUGCAACUCUGUCAAAACCACUGGCAGUAUUUUAUGAAAAAACAAAGCUUACUGAUGUACCCAAAGGCUACAGUGGUUUCAGCCACAAGUUAGAAAAGCUGUUGGCAGAGAUCAUCCUGUGUUUACAGUCCCACUAUACUGGGCCUUAUGACAGUCAACUUUUAAAGCAGCUUUCUCCAUUGCUGCAUGUCGUGUUUCUUCAUAAGAGUAAACAGAUACGCAACCAAAGUGCUCAGUUCUGGAAUGCAACAUUUGCUAAGGCUACAGCGUUAACAUACCCUGAAGAAUUAAAAUCUAUCUUGAGCCAAGCCAAGCAGAAAAUUCUACUCUUAUUACCUGGUUUUGAAAGUGUUGAGAUAGUGGAAGAAUCUAGUGGUCCAUUUUCUGAUAUGACAGAAAAUUCCCAGUGGGAUGCAAAGAUAAGCGGAAUAGAAGUAAAAUUGGGUGGAAAAAGGGAUUCCUUGCUGUCCCAGGCCAGUGAACAAAAAGACAAGAUUACUAAUGUUCAUGUCACACCAGCAAAGGUAACAUCCAUACAGUUGAAACUAGAAUUUUCAUCUUCAAAGCCUAAAAGUGAUAUACUCUUGGAGGAAGAGAAAUCUGCUGAUUUUGUGUUCAUUCCUCCAGAAACAAAAGAGAGGAUAUUGACAGAACACCAAAAAGAAGUACUUAAGACAAAGAGAAUUGACAUUCCUGCCAUGUACAAUAAUCUGGAUGCAUCCCAAGAUACUACCUUAUUUUCUCAAUACAGUCAGAGCCAAGAAGAUUCUUUGGGGAAAACUCCAUUAAUAGACAUUCCAAAAGAAGAAAAUGAAAAGAAGCUUCAGGAUGAAAAUAUGAAAAGUAAUGUAUACAAUAGUGAAACACGCACACCUGCAGAGAAUGGCCAGUUAAGCAGUGCUGUUGAAAGAGCUGCCUUUGUGAAUACUGAAAACAAAUCCAUUACCCAAGUGAAAGAGAACUCAGAUUCAAAAUGUGAGGAGGAUUUUGAAAAAGGUACAACUGAUGCAGUCUUGAAAGAGCUUUCAGCAGAAGAUGAUUCAAAAAAAUGUACAAGUGAAAUAGUUUCAAAAGAGCCUUCAGUAGGAGAUGAAAAUGUGUCAAACAGCAGCAACAGUUCAUCUUCUAGUGACAUAAUUUCUGGAACACCACAACCUGCAAGUAGAAGGCAAUCUUUCAUUACCUUGGAAAAAUUUGAUAGUUCAGAAAACAGACCCUUUAGUCCUUCUGCAUUAAGUAGGUUGUCAGGAGCAUCUGGAAUUAUUGAUAUGCCAGAUAAACAGGAAACCAUAGAUAUACCAAAGACUCCCACCAAAGCAGAAGAACCUGAGGAGGAGAAGGAUAGAAGUACUUUAGAACCAGAAACUGAAGGAACAGUUACUGCAACAAAAAAACUAAGUCACAGGCAAAAUAAAACUGAGCUCAGUGACAAUAGGCAAUCUAAAUUGUUAACAAGAUCAGAAGAGGAGAGUAAUAUACAAGAGUUGGCGGUUGCUCUCCACACGGAAAAUAAAUCUGAGCUAUCUACUCAGGUGGAAGAGAUAGAAUGUAUUCCAGAUACACAGUCACACACUCCCAAUUCCACAGUGAUAGAGAGUAUAGCAAUAGAGAAUAAGCUAUUUGUGGAUGGUGGUGAGGAGGUAGGAAAAAGUAAGGGAUCAAAUCUGGAUUGUAAAGAAAAUACACCUCCCUUGGUUGCUGUAUCAAGUGACUUAGUAAAUAAAGAUGACAAUCAGAUUCCACAUGUGGCAGCUAAUCAGAAAGCAUUAAGGCGUUCUUUAAGAAGACGAUCAGAAAUUGCAGAAGCUACAGCAGGAAAUCAAGACAAAGAAAACAGCCACCAAAAAACCAAACGUAAAGAAGAUGAAAAGUCUGUCCAAAAGAAGGUGCCGCAAGUUAAAGAGGACUCCUCUCAAAAGCAGAAAUUAAUUUCUGAGAAAGGUGUAGAUGCACAAAUAAAAGUAAAUAAAAAAGAGAAUAACUUAAAUGAGAAGACUGCUGAAGAUGAUGUUGGUUCAAAGGAGUCAUGCACAUCAGCAGGUCUUGAAGAAACGAACAAAAGCAUCAGGAAAGUGGAAGAUAAUCUGAAGUCUGAAAUGGAUCAUCAAGAUUCUGGGUCAGAUAUAAUGGGUCAGAAAAGGAGUCGCCCACGAUAUCAGACAAGAAGAGCAUCACAAGGUUUACUUUCCAGCAUAGAAAAUUCUGAAUCUGAUAGCUCUGAGACAAGGGAGGAAAGCGCAAAGAAGAAGAAAACUGGAAAAUGGAAAAAUAAAAGUGAUUCUGUUGAAAACAAAGUGAAAGAGGGAAAAACAGAAAGCCAAAAUCAGGAGUUAUCUUUACAAGAAAAUGUAACUGAGAUUAGGAACCUGCCUGAUACCAAAAUUAAAGAUGAAACAAAUCCUGAUCUGCCUGUGGAUGAAACCACAGGAAUUACAGACUUAGCAAAAACUUCCCUUGGACAGAACACAGAUGUGGAGCAAAAUGAAACCAGCGUACUAACAAAAGCUCUCAUAAGCCCAGGUACAUCUGAGCCAGUUUUGAAAACAAGGCAGGAAAAUAAAUCCUUUGAUAAGCAAAGAAAUGUAGAAGACUGUAGUGGAAGUGAUCUGGUCAAAUUUGAAGCAGGAACUAAUAAUUCUGAUGCUGCUCUUUCCUCCGAGAAACCUCUGCAGAUACCUGGCUGCCAGCACAAAAGAAGCAAGAGAUUGAGAAGGUCAAGGAGCUGCGAUUGCUGUGGGGAAAAGUCACAACAGCAAGAAAAGUCAUUCACUGAAUUAAAAAAUACCAAUAUUAAUGAAAUAAGUGAGACUAAAAAAACACCUAUGCGAACAACUGUGAGUACAUCAGAAGUAUUACCGAACAGCUCAGAUUUUGAUGCAGACUCUUCUGUGGGACCUUGUGCAACAAGCACACCAUUGCUUCCUACUAAAGAAUCUAGUAUCUUUGAUUCAGAAAGGGGGUUAAAAUCUGAGAGUGAUUUGCAAGGAAGUGCAUCUCCAGUGAAGGGUGGAGAUACUGAAAAUUUGCCAUGUAUCAAGAGUGAACUUUGUGAUUCUGUAACUGAAACACGAGAAUGUGCUAGUCAGGCUGACAGACGUGAAGAAUGUUUGACCGAGUAUGUUUCCAAAGAGCCCAAAGAAGAGAGGUGCCUUGCUUUGGAGAAUGAGAGUAAAGAGCCAGUAUGUACAGAAAAAAAAGACAUAGGUGAAAAUACACAACCAGAGCAAUUACCUGAUGCAGAAAGAAUUAGUAACUGGUUUGAAGAAACAAAGACAAAUGAGCCAGAAAAUGUUCAGAACACUACAGAAGGGAAUCAGAACAUUUCUGUAAAGACCAGCAGUCCUCAGGAUAGUGAGAUGAAGGAGGAAGGUUUAAUAAUCAGUGAGGGUGAAGUUGCAUCUACAGUACCUGAAAAGGUAACCUCAGACCAAGAGGGUGGAGAAGGAAGUGACAACAUGGAUUCUCCACAGAAGAUGAAAAAUCUUGAUUCUGUAGCUUUGGUUAAAGUUAAUGAAAGCCCUAAUGGAGUGCAGACCCGUUGCACAUGGUCUCCCUUGGCUUCUCCAUCCACUAGUAUUUUAAAGAGGGGUCUUAAAAGACAGCAAGAGGAUGAUUCCCCAUCACCUGCUAACAAGAUUCGUCGAGUCUCUUUUGCAAAUCCAAUUUACCAAGAGGAAUUGGCAGAUGAUAUUGAUAGGAGAAGUCCUGUUGUUAGGUCUUUUUCUUCCUCAAAUAGUUCACCAUCUUCACGAAGUCUUAAAACUUCUUCCAGUAACCAAACCAAGCAUAUUACCACUCCAACCAAAGGAUUUCUGUCCCCCGGAUCUCGUAACCUUAAAUUUAAGAGCUCAAAGAAGUGUUUAAUUACUGAGAUGGCCAAAGAAUCGCCGUCUUGUCCUUCAGAGUGUGUGUACCCUGCCUUGGUAGGCUGUAAAGCGCCAGUCGAUAUCAUUUUACCUCAGAUUACAUCAAACAUUUGGGCACGGGGACUGGGGCAGCUCAUUCGAGCAAAGAACAUUAAGACAGUGGGUGACCUGAGUUCCUUGACAGCAUCUGAAAUAAAAAUGCUUCCCAUCCGCUCUCCUAAAGUUUCCAGUGUUAAAAAGGCUUUGAAAGGAUAUCAUGAGCAACAGGUAAAGGCUCGUGGAUUUGAGGAAAUUGCAGCCCUUGAAGAUACAGAGAAGCCAUUAAGUGUUAUGGAGGAGAAGGCUUUUUCUACAGAGGAAGAAAGACUUGCAACAGAUUUGGUAGAACCAGCUGUCUUGAACACAGACGCACAACCCAGAGCAGACCUUUUGAGCCAAAUCAGUGCCCUUGCUGCUCAGCUAACUCCUGAAGAGCUCCAUAGUUAUUCAGGAAGUCAGCUCUUUGAAAUGCAAGAGAAACUUGGUAAUAUGACAAACUGUAUUAUGAAAAAUCUACAGUCCCGCUGGCAGUCACCACCCCAUGAAAUUUCUGAUUAGUCAUUUAUACUUUUUAACCAGGAGUUUUUGUUACAAGAAACAAAUUUCUGAAACCCAACUGUUUGUUACUGGCAAUGUGGCGUACUUCAACUGAGCAUUCAAGUAGUAAAAACUUUUUAAAGACCGAGGCAGACAAAAUGUAUCACGGUAUAUGUUUAACAUUUUUAAUUUGUUGGAGUACCCUUUCUGUGUUUAGAAGUAUUUGUAUUUUACUGCUAUGCAUAGGUAUUUUUCAAGUAAUUAAAAGAAAAAAAACUAAAAUUUGUUAAGAUGUGCAAUAGCAAAGGCUGUGAAACUUAAAACUACAGAGUAUCUUAAUAUUUUUUUUAAAUGUAAAGUGUUUUUAUUUCUGUGAAGCCUUAAUAAAUGUAAAAGGUUAAGCUCAUAACUACUGAAACCUAAGUGUUGCCCAGUUUUACCUAGUGCUCAUGUUAAUUUCCCUUUUUUGCUGGUAUCUUUAGAGGAAUUACCUCUAUGUCAGAUUAGAUACUACUGCCAUGAAUUAAUCAGUCAGCACAGUGUAUCUCAAAACCCCCCUAAAGAUCCCAUUGUCAAGCACCAGGAUUGAUUUAUGUCUUUGCAUGAUCUUCUUAACUACAGAGAUUACUCUGGUAUUGCCCAUGAGGUAAAAGGGUUUGGAUGCAGAAUUUCUCAGGCUCCUUUCUCAGGCCUUUAAAAUUUUAUAUGCAGCAUUGUUCCCUUGUGUGGAUGACUCUUCUGUGGGACACGAACAGAUGUGACAUGCACAACUUUGUAUAUUAUGUAUAGAUUUCUGAUUUCAAAUGUUGGCUGUAAUUUAUGACUGAAUUUUGGUUGCAUGGAAUGCACUGCUGCUUCUCAAAGACCAUGGUCAGUGAGAGUUCAUAGGAUUUAUUGUGGAAAGAUGAUUUGUAUAUAAUGUACUGUAGUUACUGGAAUGAGCAGUCACUUAAUGGGAUUGCUGCAGGCGGUUUUAGGUCUUCUAUAUGUACAAAUAAAACAAAUAGUUCCCUAA
This is a messenger RNA of Alligator mississippiensis (American alligator), 8101 nucleotides long. It is a transcript of the gene RIF1, whose product is annotated as replication timing regulatory factor 1. The transcript is spliced from 35 exons. Gene Ontology annotation, cellular component: nucleus. The record is from RefSeq and is a predicted model, not a curated record. Gene Ontology annotation, biological process: telomere maintenance. Lineage: Eukaryota; Metazoa; Chordata; Crocodylia; Alligatoridae. Bases 82 to 7107 code for a protein of 2341 amino acids.